Messenger RNA from Pseudophryne corroboree (corroboree frog), 3164 nucleotides. It is a transcript of the gene RUNX1, whose product is annotated as RUNX family transcription factor 1. Lineage: Eukaryota; Metazoa; Chordata; Amphibia; Anura; Myobatrachidae. The transcript has 6 exons. Gene Ontology annotation, molecular function: RNA polymerase II cis-regulatory region sequence-specific DNA binding; ATP binding; DNA-binding transcription factor activity, RNA polymerase II-specific. The coding region runs from base 883 to 2268 and encodes 461 amino acids. The record is from RefSeq and is a predicted model, not a curated record. Gene Ontology annotation, biological process: neuron differentiation; regulation of transcription by RNA polymerase II; ossification. Gene Ontology annotation, cellular component: nucleus.
CUCUCAUUCAUAGAGCGGCCAGCGGGCGCAGCAGCAGCGCGGGAGCCUGUAGCAGAGCAGCAGAGCACUGUCCCGGGGACAAGCACAACUUCCCAGCCACAGCUGCACAACUUCUCCCCACUCCCCAGCUGGCAGCAAGUUGGUGGGGAUGGCAGCAGCAGGAGCUCUCAUAGGACAUUCCUCCUGACCCAGGGAGAGUUACACCACCACCACCUCCAGUUCUUGUGUCUGUGUGUAACCCCUAAAACCACAGAGCAAGCCACAAGAGCCACCAACCUCCCACCCACCCCCCAAAAAAACCUCACAGCACCAACAAGGAGAUCCUGGGAGGACCUCACUGGCCACCUCUGGAUGGGAGAAGCCACCUGAGAUGCCUGCAAGAACUUGACACAUGAUAACUACUGAUCACCUGUAAUUGCCCCAGAGCAGGGAGGGUGCCCUGGAUGGUGUGCAGGGUCUGUGUGUGCACCUAGCUGGGGACACAGUGGCCACUGACAGAUCCUCACCCCCUGAGAGGUUACCCAUCUGCUGCUGCUGCCGCCAGGGGGGCACGGCUACUGCUCUGCGGAUAGGGGACACGGAUGUAUCUGCUCUUCUACUGGGACUUUAGAAAGAUCACCUGGAAGAAGCUGCUGGGGGGGCUGCCCCUUGUCUAGUGCCCCCUAGGGACAGAGUUUGGUGACUUGUCAGAAAGUUUGGAGGCAGAGCCCAGUAAUUGCUUCCCCUUGUGCCCCUGCUGUUACCACCCUGUGCCCACCUCUGGGUGCCCACUGCUGUUACCUCUGUACCCACUGCUGUUACCCCCGUGUGCCCACCUCUGGGUGCCCACUGCUUAUACUACCCCCUGUUGAGAGGCUGCACUGACUCACCAGGCUUGUUGUGAUGCGUAUCCCCGUAGAUACCAGCACCAGCCGCCGCUUCACGCCGCCCUCCACCACCCUGAGCCCGGGGAAGAUGAGCACCGAGUCCCUGACGCUGAGCGGUCCGGAUGGCAGCAGCGCCGCCCUGGUGGGCAAGCUGAGGAGCGCAGACCGGAACAUGGUGGAGGUCCUGUCCGAUCACCCCGGAGAGCUGGUCCGCACAGACAGCCCCAACUUCCUCUGCUCCGUGCUGCCCACACACUGGAGGUGCAACAAGACCCUGCCCAUCGCCUUCAAGGUGGUGGCGCUAGGGGAUGUUCCGGACGGAACACUGGUGACGGUGAUGGCGGGCAAUGAUGAGAAUUAUUCGGCAGAGCUUCGCAAUGCCACAGCGGCGAUGAAGAGCCAGGUGGCCCGGUUUAAUGACCUGAGAUUCGUUGGAAGAUCUGGAAGAGGGAAAAGCUUCACACUAACCAUCACCGUCUUCACCAACCCCCCGCAAGUGGCCACCUACCACCGAGCCAUUAAAAUCACAGUGGACGGGCCUCGAGAACCCAGACGACAUCGCCAGAAAUUAGACGAGCAGACUAAGCCUGGCAGCUUGUCGUUUUCUGAGCGGCUGAGCGAACUGGAACAGUUACGGCGGACAGCGAUGAGAGUCAGCCCACACCACCCAGCUCCCACCCCCAACUCACGCGGAGCUCUGAACCACUCCACCGCGUUCAAUCCUCAAGCGCAGAGUCAGAUACAGGACACAAGACAAGUUCAGACAUCUCCUUCUUGGUCAUAUGACCAGUCGUAUCCAUACCUUGGGUCCAUCGCUGCCCCGUCUGUGCACCCAGCCACUCCCAUCUCACCUGGCCGCGCCAACGGUAUGACGUCUCUCAGUGCCGAGCUCUCCAGUCGCUUAUCAGGUGCCUCAGACCUGACAGCCUUUAGCGACCCUCGAGUUGGCAUUGAUCGUCAGUUCUCCACCCUCCCAUCAAUUUCAGAUCCACGUAUGCACUAUCCAGGGGCUUUUACUUACACCCCAACGCCAGUCACUUCAGGAAUUGGAAUCGGCAUGUCAGCCAUGACCACUGCAACAAGGUACCACACCUACUUACCGCCUCCAUAUCCAGGAUCUUCUCAGGCUCAAGGAGGCCCCUUCCAGACCAGCUCCCCGUCAUACCAUCUGUAUUACGGAACGUCGGCUGGGUCCUACCAGUUUUCCAUGAUGUCCGGAGGAGACCGGUCACCACCUCGCAUCCUUCCUCCUUGCACUAAUGCUUCUACAGGGUCCACUCUCCUAAACCCAAAUCUUCCAAACCAAAACGACGUGGUAGAGACAGAAGGGAGCCACAGCAAUUCACCAACCAACAUGGGCACCACGCCAAGGUUGGAGGAGGCCGUAUGGAGGCCAUAUUGAGUGGGGGGACUGACAGGUCAAGUCUUAUGAAGUCUACACGUGAAUACAGUAUACAGACGCGCGCUGAAGGUUCCCAGCUAAGGACUACGGACUUGCCUGAGUUUAUAAACUUCAGCAGUGACAUUGUGCAGUUUUAUUGUACAAUUCCAAUACAGAAUUUGGAAGGAACACGGAAAAGUAUCUCAUGGUGGCAUCCAAAUAUGUUCCUUUAGACUUGAGGAAAAUAAGGAGAUGUAAAGGGUUGACUGUUUUUAUCCUCACCCUAAAUUAUUUGAACAUUUCCACGGCAUUCAUGUGGGCGACUGAGUUAUAUAUGAGUUGUGUACAUUAGUGGUUACCCGGGGUAACACAAGCAGCCCCAUCCUCGUUGCAUACUUUGUAUGCUACAAAACUUGUUUGUCCGGUUUUUAUUUGCUCUUCAGCCUUUUUCAUGCUUUAUUUUGAUUUUAUAUCUUACAGAUAUAAUUGAAUUUUUGUUUUUUACAUAAACUUGUAAUAUUUCAUGUUUUUUGGGUUUUUUAAAAUAUCAGGCGAUGACUUGUAAUUAUUUGAAUAAUAACUCCCCUUUGGAGAAGUUCCUGUUUUAUUUAAAUAUGUAUAGUAUUCAGGUUUUUUUUUUAUUGUUUGUAUUAUCCCAGUUGUACAAGAAUAUUGUUUACAUUUCCAUUUUUAUUUUGGAGAAUUUAUUUGUACUGAAAUAGUUUUUUUUGUCGGCCCUCAAAUGACUUGCCGAGCCAGAUGAUUACAGGUAGCCCAACGGAUACAAUGUUACAGCGGCUAAUAUAUAUGUUUUAGCCAUUCAUACUCAUUCUCUGUUCUGUACAGUGAUACCACUGGUGGUAAUGCUAGUCACACACAAAAUCCCCAGAAUUCGUCAUUCUUCCUCCUAUGGAAAG